Molecule: messenger RNA, 1233 nt
Organism: Protopterus annectens (West African lungfish)
Lineage: Eukaryota; Metazoa; Chordata; Ceratodontiformes; Protopteridae
Product: vomeronasal type-2 receptor 26-like
Exons: 4
Coding region: 1-1233 (410 amino acids)
Biological process (GO): G protein-coupled receptor signaling pathway
Cellular component (GO): membrane
Molecular function (GO): G protein-coupled receptor activity
Source: RefSeq, a predicted model, not a curated record
AUGGCUCCUUUCUAUUUCACACAGACUCCUCAAUCUGUAUGCAGCAAUAGUUGCCCUCCAGGUUAUCGAAAAGCUUCCCUUCAGGGGAUGCCCAUCUGUUGUUAUGACUGUGUUCAGUGCUCUGAAGGGGAAAUUACAAAUCAAACAGAUGCUGCAGAGUGUGUGAAGUGCCCAGAAGACUCAUGGUCUGAUGAGGAAAGAAUUAUCUGCCACAAAAAGCUGGUCGAGUAUCUCUCAUACGAAGAUCCUCUGGGUGCCACACUAACAUCUGUCAUCAUUUUCCUUUCCACUAUUCCUGCUUUAAUAUUAUCAAUAUUUAUUGUAUAUCGUGACACUCCUAUAGUGAAAGCAAACAACCGGAACCUCAGCUACUUUCUCCUCAUUGCUCUUAUUCUAUGCUUUCUUUGUUCUUUAAUAUUUAUUGGAAUGCCAAGCAAUUCAAGCUGCAUUGUCAGGCAAUCUGCAUUUGGAAUAACAUUUUCAGUUUGUAUCUCUUCUAUUUUGGCUAAAACCAUCACUGUUGCAAUUGUAUUUAGUGCAACAAGGCCAGGGAGUUUCCAACAAAGGUGGGUAGGUUCCAAGACACCAGGUUUUAUAAGCCUCUUCUGUUGUUCUUUACAGGUCUGUAUCUGUUCUGCUUGGUUUGGAACAUCAUCACCUUAUCUAGAUAAAAACCUGAACACUUACAAGGACAAAAUUAUAAUAGAAUGCAAUGAGGGAUCUAUUACAAUGUUUUAUUGCAUGCUAGGAUACCUUGGACUGCUGGCCAUUGUAUGCUUUAUCAUUGCUUUUCUAGUACGAAAACUGCCUGAUAGAUAUAAUGAAGCCAAGUUUAUUACAUUUAGUAUGCUAAUAUUUGUAAGUGUCUGGUUAUCAUUCAUACCAGCAUAUAUGAGCACUAAAGGUAAAUAUGUAGUUGCUGUGGAGAUAUUUGCUAUUUUGUCCUCAGGAGUUGGGUUACUAAGCUGUAUCUUCUUCCCAAAAUGCUACAUCAUUCUACUGAGAUCUGACUUAAAUACUAAAGGUUCUGUGACACAGAAGGUGAACAUGGAAGUUAGGGUCUCUCUCGCCUCACAACCUGAUGCCAGUGUUUCAUUGAACUCUGAUGAUGAUGGUGGUCAUAAAACAAAUGUAAAGUCCCUUGGAAACAAGGAGCAAAAGAUCCAGGCUGAGAAUGUUUCCAAAAUAACAGCAAAAAAUCCACGAAUAUACGUUCAGGUACCAGUUUAUUAA